GAAAAACUUGGAAAGAUGGCGGCGCUGGUGUUUGCAGGCGACGUGGAAGUGGGUUUAGAGUCGGUGUUUCCGCAGGAACUGGAGUUGUUUGCUGAUGCUUUUCCUGUGCAGACCCGGUAUCGGCUCUGUGGGCAAGAGCUGAGCAUCACGCAGUACCACGGGGCGCGGCUGGGAGUAGCUGCUCCGGUCUGGGAGGCGGCUCUAGCUCUCUGUGAAUAUUUUGAAGCGAAGAAGGUGAAUUUUCAGGGCAAGACAGUGAUAGAGCUUGGUGCUGGGACAGGUGUUGUUGGGAUCCUCGCAUCGCUUCUUGGCGGCCAUGUAACCAUCACAGAUCUUCCCGUAGCCUUGAAGCAGAUAGAGGAGAAUGUCCAUCGGAAUUUGCCUGCACAAUGCAUCGCCCGAACCAGGGUUUGUGCCCUAUCAUGGGGUCUGGACCACAAGGACUUUCCUCAAAAUUAUGACCUCAUCCUGGGUGCAGAUAUUGUCUAUCUCAAGGACACUUACCCACUCCUGAUACGGACUCUCCAGCAUGUAUGCGGUGCUCAAUCCAUUAUCUAUCUCUCUUCAAAAAUGAGAGAGGAACAUAGUACAGCACUGUUUUUUGAGACUCUGCUCCCUAUGUACUUCACCACAAGACUCACCUUUAGGAAUGAGACCGAGAAUAUUAACAUCUACAAAGUGACCAGCAAGAGUUAAAUUGGUUCAAGGCUAUCUUUGGUCUUAAAACAGUGGAAUAUUCAUUUUCCGUUUUUUUAAACGAAAACAAACACACUGAUUUGAGAAUUCAGCGUGGAGUGAACUUGGUAUCUCUCACUAAUUUCUGUAAGAACAGAUCUGCAAACCUUGCAAGGAAGAAUCCUGUCUGAAGAAACAGCAGCGGUCCUAACAAGUAUAUAUUGCCAGUGGGGAUUUAAUAUGAGGCAGCCAUUCUCUCUAUGUCUUCAUCCUCUUUUCCUGAAGAAACCGUGAGAGAAAUCUGAAGUUACUACAUCUUUAGGAGAGUGUAUUUUCUAGGAGUGUUAUGGCUUUCAGGAAUGUCUCAUUUUGUUCUUUUUUGCAGGAAUGUUCGGAAGUGGCUGUCUGAGGCAACAAAUGGUUUGUGUACAUAAGACAGAACACAGUAGUUCCAAUGGUGAACAGAGGUAGACUCUGCUGCACUUAGGAAAGUUUAUUCAUUGAUUUGAAUUGCAUGUCUGCCCUUUGACAUUUGCUCCUGGGUGAGAAAAACAGCAAGUUAAAAAUAUACUCUGACGCACAUCACACUUGGGGCAACAUAUAUAUCCACAUCAGAGUCAGAGCAUCUGAAUCUCAGCUGAUACGCUGUUUCACAGGGUUGAAUAAAGAUACAUUUUGUAGGUCCCCUAAGUUGAAUGAAAAGGAUUCAGAACUUGUCCACAAAUAAUUGGAAACAAGUGAUCCCACAAAUAAUCUAGACCCUGAGUCAUGCUGCAUGACAACCAGCAUCUUGAAUUAAUGGAGAAAUCUACUGGGAGCUUCUGCAGCUCUCCCAGUUGUAAUUACUCAGAUGUAGCAAGGCAGUCUAUACCUAUUGCUGCUGCAUUCUGGUUCAGUGGUAGGCUUUGUGUGAUUUUCAAAGCCAGCUCCAUAGAGCACAUUGCAGUAGUGCAAAUACAAGGUCAUCAAAGCAUGAAUAACUAUCCUAAGGGCCUCCUGGUCCGAGUACGGUUGCAAAUGAUGCACAAGAUGUAUUUGUACAACGGCUCUUUUUUUACCCUUAAGCAGAAGUUGAGAGCCUAGGAGAAAUUGCAGAAUUGCACACCAAUUGUGUCUGGGGCAGUGCAACCCCAUCCAGAACCAGUGAUGGAAAAUCCCCAGAUUUGGGGUGGGAUGGGGGGUCUAAACUCCAUAGCUACUCAAGUUUUAUUAAGAUUGAGCCUAAGCUUGUUUUUCCCCAUUUGGGCCCCCAGAGCCUGCAGAUUCUGAGGUAGAAGCUCAAUAGCAUCACUUGGUUUGUCAAGAGUCAAACUAUCAUCAAUCAUCAGCACACUAAUGACACUUGACCUUGUGCUAUCAGAUAACUUCACCCUUGCCCAGCAGGUUCAUGUAACUGUUAAAUAGGAGUGGGGAAAACCAAGAACUCUGGAUGUUGUAAAGUGGGACCUGAGAGACCCAAGGAAGGCUAAGAUCGAUACACUACUUCUAUCCCAGUCCUGCUAGAGGUGAUCCACAAGUAUGAUUAAUGCCAUCUCACUAUUACACCUAGGGCAGAACCCCAAAAUUAAAAUGACCUCCAAAGUUGCAGCUUAAUAUACUUCCCCAACAGACAAAUUGUCCGGUGUUGUUGGAUUUAGCGACUGCUUCUAGAGUAGAGAGUUUUUCCCCCCUAUGACUAAAAUCCUGAUUUUGCUCUUCAUCCUCUUCCAGCAACAUUUUAUCAUUUAAUUUCUAGAAGGCUCUUUGAAAAUCACAGCUCUCUGGAAUCAAGCCAUAUAGAAUUCUGGGAGUUGAAGUCCACAAGUCUUAAAGUUGCCAAGUUUGGAAACUUCUGCCGUAUAGGCACAAUGUGAUCCAAAGCUGUCACACACUCAAUCCAAAGUGGCAAUUAAGGCCUCAGUUAAAUCACUAAUCAGAAUCUCAGAAGCAAACUCAAGUUCCCUCUGAAAUCCACAAGGUUCCAUAAAACUGUCCUAAGAAUGAUGUGGAAUUCAAGUGUUGGUUCUUGCUUAAAAGUAGAAGUUCAAGAAUGUACCAGCUAGGCAAAGUGAAACAUUUAAUAUAUGCAUUAAAACCCAUGGUGCCUUUUCUCAUUUUGAGAUGUUUUUGUGUCUUCCUCUUUACAAUAACUUAUACAAAGUGGAAUGUGAUGUUUAUAUGUGCAACAAACACUGCGUGUUUGUAUUUUUAACGCUAUACUGUCCCAUUUAGGAAUCAAGGCUUCGGUCGAAUUUGUAUAUAUCUUAAAAGAUGCUUAGUGAUAUAUAUGCACUUUGUAAAUAGAUUCUGCAUUGCAUAUCAAUUGUACAAAGUACAGCUGCAACUAUUUAUUCUCGCUGCAUUGCAUGGAAGAUAUAUCCCAGCGUAUGUGGCUCCUUGAGAUCAUUUGUCAACUGCCGAUCUAAAAUAA
Notechis scutatus (mainland tiger snake) is the source of this 3085-nucleotide messenger RNA. RefSeq names its product EEF1A lysine methyltransferase 3 (gene EEF1AKMT3). Gene Ontology annotation, cellular component: protein-containing complex; cytosol. Lineage: Eukaryota; Metazoa; Chordata; Lepidosauria; Squamata; Elapidae. The record is from RefSeq and is a predicted model, not a curated record.